Molecule: messenger RNA, 312 nt
Organism: Dovyalis caffra
Lineage: Eukaryota; Viridiplantae; Streptophyta; Magnoliopsida; Malpighiales; Salicaceae
Source: the annotation of a GenBank genome assembly
AUGGCUAAACCCCCUCGACACAGUACUAGAUCCAUUAAGGAUCCUUUUGUUUGUGGGGACUUCAAUGUCAUCUCAUCUUCGGUUGAAAAGGCAGGGGGUCGUGACUUUGAUCCAGUAGCAAUGGAUGAGUUCAAUCAAUUCAUCAGCUUCAGAGGUCCGGUUGAUACAGGAUAUGUAUUUAGUGGUUUCACAUGGUGUAACAAUCAGAAACGGGUCUAUGGAAAUAUAUAUAAAAAGGUUUUUGAUGCAGAGGAUGAGGUUACCCGUAUGGAAGUAGAGCUCAUGAGCAAUAAUUCUAAGGCUGUGGCUUAG